GACGUCAUUGACCUAAUUAGGCAAGGAGGAAGGAGCGGCCAUAUUGAUUUUGUGUGUACAGUCUUUGGCUAGAAAAUCGUCUUGACAAUAUCAAAAACAACGCUGUGUUUUCAGCAUGUAGGGCAUGAAAUACACCGGUUACAGCGUUUGAGAGCUAGAGAACAUCUCAAGCGACAUACACACCAUGGGGAAGGAGCGGGAAGACGCAGCACUGCCUCUUCUCCCCAUCUACCACCCUCCUGAGGAGGAGGAGGGGGGUGAGGACACUUCAUGGAACGGCAACUUCCAUUUUAAUCAUGAUGGACAACAGAUCCAGUUUGAGGAGACAUCAGAUGAUGGCACCAUCGUCAAGAUGCCCAAGACAAAACGGCGGACAUCCCUCCUUGUCUUCGACCUGAUCCUCCUCCUUCUGGACUAUCUCCAGUUCUUCGCCCUUCUCAUGGCCAUGUCUGAGCACUGGACCUGGCCUGAGACCUGGCUCCGCCAUCUCAGCUUCGUUUUCCUCUUCAAUCUUGACGUUUGGGAGUUUACCAAGUUCUCUACGGGCGUCUACGUCUCGGCUAAAAGCUAUUUCUUGCCAUCUGCUGUUGUUUUCGACGUGCACUUUCUUCUCCUAGCUUGGCUGAUGUUGUGCACAGUACUUGUGGUUUCCUAUACCAUCUUUUACGCUGUCCUGUUGUACAAGCAGAAUGCAAGCAUGCUUCUACGCAUCGCACAGCUACAACGGGUGUACCUGACCAUAGCACAGGUCAUCGCUCUGCCUUUGGGCACAACGUUGGCAAAGCUGUUCCAUUGCACGUACCUAGAUGCGGUGGAUGUGUAUAACGGUUACACGUGCUUCAGUGGCACCCACUGGGGUCUUGUAGCAGGUGCGGUUGCCAUGUCUCUUCUGUUUUUUGUCGGCAUUGCAGCUUGGAUGAUCAUUAAGAUACGACGUCAGAUGUUCAGCUCCCACAGUGAUCGCCAUGAAGGCUACCUGCAGCUGAAGGAAGCUCAGUUCAUCCGCAGUAUCGAUGUAGUGUGGGCGGUCGGGCAUUUCCACCUCUUCUCCUCCUACAAGCGUUUCUGGGUGUACUACCGCCCAGUCCUUUUCCUCUUCAAGUUUGCCAUAGUGUGUUUCUACGCCGGGUUGAUACGCCACCCCCUGGCGCAAAUCUGGUGCAUUCUGGUGUGCUGGCUGGUCUUUCUUGUAGUCGGGUGCAUCUGGCGCCCGUUCCGCGUCACCUCUUUCAACUUCAUGUUCAUCAUGAACUUCGUUUGUCUUCUCGCCAACUCCUUUGUGGGCUGUGCCCUCAACAUGCCCUCUCUAACCUCCGUAUGGCUCACCCCCGACUACUUAUUCUACGAGCUCCUUCUUAUAAACGGCGUGUGGUGCCUUGCCGUUGUCCUCUGGCUGCUGUUCCUGUUAAUGCGGCGAUGUGGCUGUUUGUGGAAGGGGUACCCUCUGUGGCCGUCUAUGACAGAACACGGCAUGGACAAGCUCAGCACCACGACGCGACACUACAUCAAGGCCAUCCUGGACGGCCGGCAACUCUUGGAGCGAUCUCUCUCCAUGCCGGCGCUGUUCUCCCCCGCUCACGAGCUCUCACGACAGAUCCAGAUCAUCAACGCGUACUGCAGAGAGGCGGAGUACCUGCGGGAUCCCUUCCAUGACACGCUGUGGGAUCUUCUGGACGAGCUAAUCGAAGCGCACACCCGGAUCGCCCCAAUAUCGCUGUUUGCCGAAUCGGUGAAGCCUUCGAUUCAGCAGACAGCGCAGGAGCUGAUGAAGGUUAUGCCGCAGUUCACGAAGAGGAUGGUGCAGCGGGACUACGACUUUAUUCUCAUGACGCCGCUCAAACGCCGCAUGUUGCUGAAGAUGUACUGCAUCGGUGUAUUUGUGAAUGGCCGUGCAGAGCGCGUGAACCAGGAGCGAGACGAGGCAGGGCUGUACAAGGUCUGGCACAGGUCACCGACCCCUGACCUUUCAGGGGAUGAUGGGUACUUUGAGGAGCCAUCUGAUGAUCCAGACAACACACACAAACAUGUGAUGUUCCGUGAGCCUCCCCCGACUGCCUCUGCUACGUGGAGUAACAGCAGUUCCCUGCUGCUGGAGCCUGACAUGUUCCCCACGCCUGAUGGGGAGGGAACCAGCCGUGCCAGCCGCCCCCCUCCCCGGGAGGACACCAACUCCCUGUCCUCCAGUACUCUCAACUCUGCAGCAGGCAGGGACAACGCUGCAUUCAUGCCAGAAAGUGGCAGUCUCCCAAGUUUAGCAGAUACAGAAGAGAAGCAAGAGACAGCAGGGCACAGCUCACCUGACCUGACAGCACCUGGGGAAGAUGAUCAAAUUGGUGGAACAGCCAACAACCAAGCAGAGAAAGGGGGUGAUGGAAAAAGUCCACAAAUCACUCCCAAACCUGACCACUUGGAGACAAUAGCAGAGGAUGAAGAAACUCAAUGAGAAAGAAGAAAAUGAGUUACUAGUACAUUUUUCUCACCUCAAGAAGAAAGGACAGAAAAUAAUCAUUUUACUGUUUUUUUUGUCCUUCUAUAAGUUCUAAUUUCUUCUCACUUUUGGAAGCAGCCACCUGACCAAAGGGCUACUUGCCUUUAUUUCAGUCAAGACUGAAGUAUGUGAUAUCUCUGGAGAACCAGAACUGAGAUGACAAUAUAUGUAAUGCAGUAAGGCAGUACAGUGCCAAUGUUGAAAUUUUUUUAUGAUCAAGAUUUGUGCAAGAAAAUGGCUACUUGUAUUUGGAACAAUUCUGUUUAGAGGAGGUAAAAAGAUGCCAUGAAAUACUUCAGAAUUGUGAGAAAGUGAUGUUGAAAAAGCAAGGACUGGAAUCACUUUAUAUUGCAAUUCUAAAAAAAGCAAUGUUUUAUCUGUUGAAGGGUAUAAAGGAUGAAGCAAUACCCAGAUGUGCUAAUAAUUAGGUAUUUCUGAAGAAAUCUGAGAUGCUAAAGGGGAGCUUGCACCUAGCAAGGUGUGUUUUCAUGAACUACU
This is a messenger RNA of Branchiostoma belcheri (Belcher's lancelet), 2986 nucleotides long. RefSeq lists its product as uncharacterized. Bases 185 to 2443 code for a protein of 752 amino acids. The transcript has 6 exons. Lineage: Eukaryota; Metazoa; Chordata; Leptocardii; Amphioxiformes; Branchiostomatidae. The record is from RefSeq and is a predicted model, not a curated record.